GUUGGAAACCAAAUCAAUUUGGUUCCCGAUGAUUGACCAAAUCAAUGAGCUCUAAUUGUUUUCAGUUAAUUGUUGUUCAUCUUCAUCUUCAUCUUCUCUCUUCUCUUCCUUUCUCCACCUUACUUACUCUUUCCACUCUCAUGUUUCCCUCUUUUUUUCCUCUUCUUCUUCUCCCUCAUCAUCAUCAUCAUCAUCAUCUUUGUUUUCUCUUUCUUUCUCUCUUUCUCUGCUCAUCCAUUUGAAACAGCGCAUUGGAAUAGCAAAGUUGCUUAGUUGAACAAAAUCCGUUCAAGUUACAAGUUGAUGAAGAUGAUGAUCUUUAUUGGUUAUAACCGUUGUAAUAGUUUCUAAUCUAAUCCCCCUGUUGUUGGAUUACAGUUCAAUCCAUGAAAAUUUGAAUCGAGAGAUGAGAAAAUCUUAAUGAUUAUCAAAUUGGAAUAAUCUUAGAGAAUAAGAUUAUCUUGAUUAACUCAUUCACUGAUUUCUAAAGAGUUUCAUAAUUGUGACUCAUUUUUGUUUUUGUUUUUUUUUAAUUUUCUUUCUCAAGUGACAAUUUUCAUUGUAAAAUUGAUUUACAAUUAUGAUCACUUUGGGAAAACGAAACUAAUUUAUCGACCCAAACGAAACGAAAUAUAAAGAUAAUUACGAGAGAUGAAGUUAAAUUGAUCGUGACAAUGACCAUGGAUAAGGUUUAUCAUCAGAAUCGUUCAUCGGGCUUUACAUCAACAGUAACGUUGAAUAGGCCAAAUAACACCAAUGGUCUUAAUGGAAGUGUCAAUUGUCUUGUCUCUCGAUUACCUCAGAGACGAGAAUCGAAAAUUCCAGGUCCAAAUAAUCGAUCGAACUCACCGGGAAUCGAAUUAAUUUCAAUAGAAUAUCAGCAUCACCAUCUCUGUCGUCACAUCCGUAACCUCAUCUUCCGCAAAAGCGACAACGAGAUAAACAUUAUCAUCGUUAAUCAAGCUCGUCUAAAGAAGAUUGUCCAAUAAUUAAGAAAAUUGAUUGAUCGGCCAAUGUAUUGCCUUUGCUUAGCAAUAACUAUAGUCCAUUAAUUGAACAAUCUGAUAUUUUGAUAUCUUUGUAGCGCUUCAUGUUUUGCAUGAAAAAACGUGAAAUAUAAUAAUUGGAUGAUGGUAACUACUUAUGUACCAAUUGAUGAUAUUGAUAAUUGUAUAAGUUACUAAACUUGGUGACGAAUGACAGUGACGAAGAUGAUGAGACAAUUUCAACUGUAAACUUUGUUGAUUAUCAAUGAAGAUGAUCAAAGAUGAAGAUGCUCUUGGCCUAGUUAACUUUUGAGGGUUUUUUUGAUUAUGAACAACGUUUGUAAAACUUAAACUAUAAUCAACAAGUUGCAAAUCUAUAAUUAGCUAUUCAUCAAUGUUACACAUUGGAAACGAUUCCAAGCACAAGAUUUUUCAUCCUGAUUCUGAAAAAAUACUCAGAUAGAAACAGGCCAUUCGUUGCUCAUCUUCAUUUUCAUCAUGGAGGAGGAAAUGUUUCCCUCAUGAUAGAAAACAAAAUCCCUUUAACCUUCCAAUUGGAUGGUAGUCAAAAAUAGCGAAAGUUUUAUCUCUCUCUCUCUCUCUCUCUAAACUUUUUUCUCUUUCUUUCUCAUCAUCAUCAUCUUAUUUAUCCUCAUCUUCAUCUUCAUCUUCAUCUUUUACACAGGUUUCAAUUUAGUUGAAUAUGAAAUAAUCUCAAUGGUUUCUCUGUUUCUAUCUUUUGCCUCGAAAAGGUGUAAUGUUUUUCAAUGGAGAUAAUCAACUAAUAACAAUUUAUUGAUUAUUGUUAUUUUCUAAUAAUUAGUUGAUUAUAAAAAUUGUUUUCUAUGCUGAACAAAUUAAAUCUUCUGUUUCUAUAACAUCGUGAAUGUUUCGAGUGUCUCUUACUCUUGUAAAUAUAUUUAUCUAAUUUCUUACAUUCUAAAUCUGUUAGUUUAUUGUGAUCGUCAUUUGUUAAUUGUUGUUGUUUCCAUCGUAAUAACCAAUGUCAAUGAUGGAAGAUCGCAGUGGAUUAUUCAAUGAGAUUCAAAAAUUUUCUCAACGAGCUCUACGUAAAGUUGAGACCAAUGUGACAACCGGAUUAGGCGAAAAGGUUGUUGAAAAGCGAAACGCUAAAGGAUUAAAGACACUUGAUAACGAAUCUAAUAAAUCAUCGAAAUCAAAUGAUACACAAUCCAAAUUAGAUCUUCAAGUUGGUCUUGUGAUUCCAGGAUUAAUGAUCGGUUCACAGGAUGUUGCCCAUAAUAAGAAAGUAUUGGAAGAAUAUGGGAUAACCCAUAUUAUAAAUGCUGCUGAAAAUGAGGUUGAAAAUAGAUUUGAAGAUGAUUACAAUUAUUACUCAAUGCAAAUUGAAGAUUCAUCUUCAACUGAUUUAAAUAAAUAUCUUGAUGAUAUUUACGAGUUUAUCGAUCAAGGUCGAUUUGCGGGUAAUUGUUUCGUUCACUGUGAUGCCCAUAAACCAGGUCUCUCUAGAUCAUCAGCGAUCUGUAUCGCUUAUCUCAUGUAUAAGGAGAAGAGGAGAUUCGAUGAUGCUUAUAAUGAGGUGAAGGAAGCUCGUCCAUUUGUAAAGCCGAAUGAUAGUUUUAUGAAACAAUUGAAGAAAUUAGAUGAAGAAUAUAAUGGAACCAAGAAAAAGGACGAAAUUGAAGAUCCAUUUACCAAAAAGAAAAGGAUGGAAAUCGAAGCUGAAAAGGCCAUGUUAAAGGGCACUACUAGUGUUAAGAACAAACUUCAAAUGUUUAAAAAGGUUGAAGAAGAUGAGAAAAUUCGAGUUACCAGUCCAACUCCUAAUAAAUUGCGUACCAAUGGUGUUUCAUGGGGAACAGAAACCGGAGAAGAUAAUAACAAUAAUAGUAAUAAGGAUAAUUCGAGUGAAGAAAAGCCAACACCCAAAAAAUUGACCUCAAUUCUGAGUUUUUUUCAACCGAAAGAUGCUUCAUCGUCCAGUUUUAAAGCAAACAAUUCCAUUGGUUUACCAAAAGUUGCCCCUUCCAAUGGUCCAGUUAAAAAAUGGAAACCUGUUGAAACGAAGGGACUACAAAGGGUUAAAGAUCCACAGAUUAAAUUUGACCCACACAAAGAUUUUAGCGCCUAUGAAAGGAUCAAAAAAUCGAAAAGUGGAGUUAAAUGGGCAACGAAAAAGGAUGCACUCAAACGAACUAAAUCAAAAGAGUUCAAAGCAGCUAUGGCAGCGAAAGAAAAUCAACCAACUUUACCACCAUCAACACCGGCAUCGAAAACAACUCAAUCACCAGAAAUUAAGAAUAACUCAACGAUUAAAUCUGAUUCUAAAUCUACAACAACAACUUCCAAAGCAACGCCAAAUGUUUCAGCGUUUAAAAGUCCUUCAAACUCUGUGCCUCCUCCGCCACCACCUCCUCCUCCUGUGCCCAUGGAAUCGUCAUCAUCAUCACCAUCUACAAAAUCUACUUCUUUGCAAUCUAAAACGUCGAAACCUCGUCGCGUCGUUACCAGUCAAGUCAAAUCCGCUCGGCCAACUUUAAGAAAAAGACCUUCUCAGGAAGACGAAUCAUCCAAGCAAACAACUGAAUCGCAACGACCUCCCCUCCGUCGUCGUCCAUCUCAAGAGGUCAAUGAAGAAAAUGUUACCUCACCAUCAGCGACAAAUAGUCGACAACUCAGACGUCGACCUUCACAAGAAACAAAUGAUCAAACGGCUGAUGUACAAUUACGACCAUCGUUGCGACGUCGACCUUCACAAGAGAACCAGAUAGAAUCAGAGUCGACAAUAAAACCAGUGACACCGACAACAAGCGCACCAACUGAACCAGUUUAUCCAUGGAGAAAAGGUAGAAAAAGUUCUGAAGUUAAUCAAGAAACGAUUAACAAUAAAUCAUCAGUAACAAAUUCUAAUACUACAUCGAUAAACAAUCAGCAAUCAAAAUCAAGUGAACAAGAGUCAAUGAGAAAACAAAGUGUAACAUUUGACGAAACUCCAACACAAAGUAAACCUGAAGAUAAGCCCAAAGUUUACGGAGUCUGUCGGCCUAAGCCCAAAAAUAUUGUCGGUGGAGCGAUUUGGACAGCAGAGGAAAAGCCGACACCCAAAAAACCAGAGGAAAUUAAAACUGAAGAUGAGAACAAAAAGAUUCAUUCCAAUGUAGGAACAUCAACAUCGACACCAACUCCAACCCAAACACCAUCUAAAUCUAAUCCUUUGACACCACAACCUGUCGAGGUUAAAAUCAAUUCACCAUCUAAGCAACAGGUUAAUCAAGAUUCGACAAAAAUUGAGAAGAAAAAAGAAGAAGAUAAGAAAGAUGUCAAGAAGAUCAUUAUUAUGCAGCAAGAAGAAAGUGACGAAGAUGAAGACGAGGAAGAAGAAGAUGAAGAAGAUGAAGAAGAAACCGAAGAAGACAGUGAUGAAGAGGAAGAGGAUGAGGAUGAUGAAGAUGAGGACGAUGAAGAUGAAGACGAAACAGUUCAAUCAAAGAAAUCGGGACUAACCCGAUCAUCAACUGCAGAGAUUUUGAAACUCAUUAAAUCAAAGACGAAAGCAGAGAUCGCUCAUUCAAUGGAUAUAAUUGAGGAAGAUGAAGAGAUCGAUGUUCUAUUAAAUGAACUUGAGAAAGAAGGAAUUGAGAAUAUCGAUUGGGGAGAACUUGGAAUUGGUUUAAAUGAAGUAAAAGAUAUCGUGGAAAAUGCAAUCGAAGAAGAAGAAGAAGAUGCCGAAGAAGAAGACGAUGAAGAGGGAAAUGAGGAGGAAGAAGAAGAUGAAGAUGAAUCGAACAAUGAAAAAGAGAAAGAUGAAGAAGAAGAAGAGAUUGAAAAUCUUUUGAAGAAUUUGGAAAAAGAAGGGAUUAAAGAAGAUCUAAGCGAUUUCAGUGAGAGUGGAAAAGAAUCACCGAUUUCCAGUGUAACAAUUGUAUCAACGGCUCGACCCACGACACCCUCGUCCUCAUUAAAAGUACCAUCGAUGACAAAAUCAUCUAAUCAAGUGAAAAAACCUGAACCGACUGUUAAUUACAUACAAAAAGCUCCGGUAAUUGAUGACGAGGAGGAAGAAGAGGAAGAAGACUCAUGUGAGGAAGAAGUUGAACUAGUUAUCGAGGAUGAUAGUGAUUAAGAUUCAAUGAAAUUAAUCACAAUUAAAUCCCUUAAUCAUAAUUGUUAAACCAUUUAAAUUGAUUUGCUUGAUAAUAUUGUAAUCACUUUUUACGCUUUCAUCUUUCUUGCUCCAACAAUUAUCCUUUCGCUUUCCCUGCAUAGUUUUUGUUGUUUCAACAAACGACCGUAAUUGUGAUGUUUACAUCUAAUCAUGAAUGUAAAUUGCUUUUGAUUUGAACAAUUUCACUGAUUACGAUGUAAAUUUGAUUCAAUUGUUGGAGACAAUAUUUUCUUUUAUCAUAAUUAAUUACAUUCAAAAAGCUUUAAUGUCAACAUUCAAACUCCAUCUUCGAUAUAUAAUAUAACCUUCCCACUCUCAUUUUGUUAAUCUUUACCCUGUUAACGAACCAAAGUUAUAACAAUUAACCUUUAAAACCAUCAUCAUCAACAAAAAUCAAAGGAGAAUGAUCAACAAUCAAUUAACCAUAAACAAAAGACGAAGAAUGAACAAUCAGCUAAUGAAACUUCAUUGUAAUUAACAGGAUAAUAUCUAAAGGAUUUUAAUCAUCUUUAUUAAUUAUUGAUUAUUGUGAUGAUUAAAAGUUAACUGUAAUUCUGACUGUUACUAUGAAACAUUUGAAGAUGGAUAAUGUUAAUUUUUAAUUGUUAAAAAUUAUUUUUUUUUGCUCAAUAAACCAAAUUAUCAAAUCAAA
Molecule: messenger RNA, 5785 nt
Organism: Panonychus citri (citrus red mite)
Lineage: Eukaryota; Metazoa; Arthropoda; Arachnida; Trombidiformes; Tetranychidae
Product: glutamic acid-rich protein-like
Biological process (GO): protein dephosphorylation; regulation of MAP kinase activity
Cellular component (GO): cytoplasm
Molecular function (GO): JUN kinase phosphatase activity
Source: RefSeq, a predicted model, not a curated record